This is a messenger RNA of Propithecus coquereli (Coquerel's sifaka), 1165 nucleotides long. RefSeq names its product G protein-coupled receptor 15 (gene GPR15). The transcript has a single exon. NCBI's taxonomy places the organism in Eukaryota, Metazoa, Chordata, Mammalia, Primates, Indriidae. Bases 55 to 1137 code for a protein of 360 amino acids. Gene Ontology annotation, molecular function: G protein-coupled receptor activity. Gene Ontology annotation, cellular component: membrane. The record is from RefSeq and is a predicted model, not a curated record. Gene Ontology annotation, biological process: G protein-coupled receptor signaling pathway; immune response.
ACAAAAACGUCAUAGGUAAGGAAACUUACCUGACUUGGCAUCUGAUCUUCAGUGAUGGACUCAGAGGCAACCUCGGUUUAUUUGGAUUAUUACUAUGCUACAAGCCCAAACCCUGACAUCAGGGAGCCCCGCUCCCAUGUUCGUUAUACCUCUGUCUUCCUUCCCAUCUUUUACACAGCCGUAUUCCUGACUGGAGUGUUGGGGAACCUCAUCCUCAUGGGUGCGCUGCAUUUCAAACACGGCAGCCGAAGACUGAUCGACAUCUUUAUCAUCAACUUGGCUGCCUCCGACUUCAUUUUCCUUGUCACGUUGCCCCUCUGGGUGGAUAAAGAAGCAUCUUCAGGACUGUGGAGGACGGGCUCUUUCCUGUGCAAAGGCAGCUCCUACAUAAUCUCAGUCAACAUGCACAGCAGUGUCUUCUUGCUCACUUGCAUGAGUGUGGACCGCUACCUGGCCAUCGUGUGCCCUGCCAUAUCCAGGAAAUUCAGAAGGAGAGACUGUGCAUAUGGAAUCUGUGCCAGCAUCUGGUUUAUCUCCGGCCUCCUGGGGUUGCCCACCCUUCUGUCCAGGGAGCUCACGCUGAUUGAGGAUAAACCAUACUGUGCAGAGAAGAAAGCAACUUCAAUUAAACUGACUUGGGCCCUGGCAGCCUUGAUUUUCACCUUUUUUGUCCCUUUGCUGAGCAUUGUGACCUGCUACUGUUGCAUCACAAGGAAGCUGUGUGCCCAUUAUCAGCAGUCAGGAAAGCAUAACAAAAAGCUGAGGAAAUCCAUAAAGAUCAUCUUUAUUGUCGUGGCAGCCUUUGUCAUCUCCUGGCUGCCCUUUAAUACUUUCAAGCUCCUGGCCAUUGUCUCCGGGUUGCAGCAAGAACUCUAUUUGUCCCCAGCCAUUCUUCAGCUAGGCAUGGAGGUGAGUGGGCCCUUGGCAUUUGCCAACAGCUGUGUCAACCCUUUCAUUUACUAUGUCUUUGACAGCUACAUCCGCCGGGCCAUAGUGCACUGCUUGUGCCCUUGCCUGAAGAACUAUGACUUUGGAAGCAGCAUCGAGACAUCAGAUAGUCAUCUCACUAAGGCUCUCUCCAACUUCAUUCAUGCAGAGGAUUUUGCAAGGAGGAGAAAGAGGUCUGUGUCACUCUAAAACGAACUGUGACAUUUCAAGCUCUGUU